Molecule: messenger RNA, 1094 nt
Organism: Loa loa (African eye worm)
Lineage: Eukaryota; Metazoa; Nematoda; Chromadorea; Rhabditida; Onchocercidae
Product: helix-loop-helix DNA-binding domain-containing protein
Exons: 5
Coding region: 1-1038 (345 amino acids)
Biological process (GO): regulation of transcription by RNA polymerase II
Cellular component (GO): nucleus
Molecular function (GO): protein dimerization activity; RNA polymerase II cis-regulatory region sequence-specific DNA binding; DNA-binding transcription factor activity, RNA polymerase II-specific
Source: RefSeq, a predicted model, not a curated record
AUGGAACAAUUACGUUCCAUUUAUCAUCCUCUUUGUCUCAUAUCUCACGAGUCGCCAUCAUAUCAUACGGGCAGUAGUGAGCCACCGAAUGAUCCCAUUUCACCGCCGAUGGGCGGUAAUAUCGACACAACGGAUCGACGUCUUCGUCGUCAAAUUGCCAAUUGCAACGAACGUCGUCGUAUGCAAAGUAUCAACGCCGGUUUUCAAUCACUGAAGUUACUAUUGCCUAGAAGAGAUGGCGAAAAGUUGAGCAAAGCUGCAAUACUACAGCAUACAGUCGAACUGAUUCAGACAUUGCGUGCCGAGAAAAUGAAACUCAUCGAAGAGAAAGAAACAGUUAUAAAUGCAAAAAAACGAAAGAUUCAGGAUGAAAACAUGCGGGAACGUGGUGUAAUAGGUGAGCUAACGGCUGCAUUGGAACAUGAGCGUCGUUUGCGACACCUUUAUGAGAGAAUGUUUAAUUUAUGGACGAAUUCUCCGGUGCUUUCACAAUUCCUUUCGAAACCGAACUCGUCAGUAGUUAAUCCGGCUAUUGCGCUGCAGAAUGUCGUACCACCAGUUCUACACACACGCGGAUUUACAGGACUUUUACCGCCUGCAUUUUUGAUCGAUAAUCUGCUAAACAAUGCACGAAUAGGUAGUAAUGGUUGUGGUACUGGUAAUGAUAAUGGUACUGGUAAUGCUGGAUCACUCCAAACUACGGGUUUCGAUUUAAGCAUGUUUACGGGUAAUUUGGCAUCGGAAACAGCAGUAUCGACAAUAGCAGCUAGCAAUGAGACAUGUUUUACCGGUGACAGAAAACCUUCACCAUCACAAGCACAACCGCCACCGAUCGGUGAUUUACUUACACAACCAUCACCUUUUCUCUUUAAUUCUCUGGAGAAGGCCUCUGAAGCCAAUUUGAAUUCAAACUUCUAUACAAUUCUGGAAGCAAUUCGACAGUUAGAAGAGAGUGCUUCCAAUCUCGGUGGUUCCACUGCUACGUCGACAGUUAACCAACAGCAGCAGAAGCAACAAGCGAAUGUGUUGGUUCGUUGAGUGGUGAUAUCCGAUGAUGUUUGCUUGAAUGGAUCUCGUCGAAUUUCUCUUUUAUU